AUGCCGUCAAAGCGCGCUUGCGACUGCUGUAACAUCCGCAAGGUCAAAUGUAACGGCCAGCAACCGUGCCACCGUUGUUCGCAGCAUGAUCUGCAAUGCACUUACCUUCGCACACGCCGAAAGAGCGGUCCAAACCGUUUGAGACCCUCAUCACUAGCCAAGAUCGAGGAUCACCAGAGAUCGUCGUCAGCAUGCCACCUAGGACAACAACAACAACUUGAUUUUCCGAGUCCGAGUCCAUCAGCACUCGAUGCUUGGAUGCCUCCACCCCUUCCAGUGAAGGUCACGCUGUCGGCAUUAACACGCGUGCUACGCAUUUACCAAGACCACCUGUACGGAAUAUGGCCACUAUUGAAUGCAGAAGAGCUUAUCGCUCAGAUGGAGAGAAAUCCCCAUAAUCCGGAGACCCAUACACUGGCUGCUGCAAUCUGUGGAGCUACCUUGUCCCAUCUGAAUCAGACUGUCUACGAUGACUCUGAAUGCAACGACCCAAAUCUACCUCAAAUGCUAACGGCCGACUCAUUUGCUCAACAAGCGCGACGUUUGCGAGGGACCUUCGAUUACAUGGAGCAUGUCACUCUUAACUCUGUGCUCACUUCCUACUUUCUCCAUAUCUACUACGGGCGUCGGUCGGGGCGUGAGCAGACCGCCGCAUUUUAUAUUCGAGAAGCCAUUACUUUCGCCAACCUUUUGGACAUGCACAUCGAGACGACCUAUGUGCAACCACAAUGGACUCCCCGAGAGCGGCAGGUCAUGCGCAAAUUGUACUUCCUUCUCUUGAUGACGGAAAGGUUUUUGUGCAUUCGCUACGGACUACCUACCGUCUUGGAACCAAUUGCAUUGCCAUCGACAGACAACGAGGACUACCCAGACUUGGUAACAGGCUUCCUCAACCUCGUCACUUUGUUCCAUACCCCUGGCAGCGACUUCUUCAACAAAUGGACUGCACAAGGCACCAGCGUUUCCUUAAGCAGCAAGCAACUUCUCCUUAUACAGCGGGAGCUGGAACUCCCAACGGAAAUUCCGCAGUGUGCCAAUGAUAUCCAGAAAGUCGACAUCGUUGCCACGCAGCACUGGAUCCGCUCCCUGAUCUGGAAGUUGUCCAUCCAAUCUGGUUAUGUCGCCGCUCAGGCGCAACCGGGUCGCAGAGAGAUGAGUGUUUCAUAUCCGGUGCGGAUUGCACAGGAUGCUCUGGCCGGCUUGGAACUCCUCCCAAUCUCGGCUUUCGAAGUUCAUGGACCAGGUAUGGAAACUAAAAUAUACGAAAUCACGGACGCGCUAGCGGAUUCCAUACUAUGCCAGGAGCCGGUUGAAGAUUCAUCUGGAAUGGUAGUGGGACCACGCGAGACCCUCCAGGCUCUAAGCAAUCUGCUGUUCUCGACUGCCGCCACGAACUCAGAGCUGCGCAGUACACUUACACAAAAGCUUGACCGAGUUUUUGAAUUAACUUCAAUACCACCAGUGGUGGAAAAUGAAGCAGACCCCGUGGAUGACUCUGUCAUUUUCCAAAAUGAAAACGAUAAUUGCCUUCCGAUUGAAUUUUCGCCUCUUUUAACUGCAGAUUUUGCGGCGCUCAUUUCGUGUAGCGGAGACAACAUUUUCCCUGUGGAGUGA
Penicillium lagena is the source of this 1614-nucleotide messenger RNA. RefSeq names its product Zn(II)2Cys6 transcription factor. The record is from RefSeq and is a predicted model, not a curated record. Lineage: Eukaryota; Fungi; Ascomycota; Eurotiomycetes; Eurotiales; Aspergillaceae. Bases 1 to 1614 code for a protein of 537 amino acids. Gene Ontology annotation, molecular function: DNA-binding transcription factor activity, RNA polymerase II-specific; DNA binding; zinc ion binding. The transcript has a single exon. Gene Ontology annotation, biological process: DNA-templated transcription; regulation of DNA-templated transcription.